CGGGACGCGCCGCCGCCGCGCCAGGGCCCGCGCUGCCGCCGCAGCUGCUGGCUGCCGCCUGCCGCCGCCCGUGCUGCCGCCGCCUGUGCGGCCCCCGCCGCUCCGCGACUCGGCCGACUGCAUGUUCGAAAGACCGGCCCGAGGGUGUUGAGAAGCAAAAUGGUCCAUGCUGAAACAUUUUCACGUCCCCUGAGCCGGAAUGAAGUGGUCGGAUUAAUUUUUCGUUUAACCAUAUUUGGUGCUGUAACAUACUUUACCAUUAAGUGGAUGGUUGAUGCCAUUGAUCCAACCAGAAAGCAAAAAGUAGAAGCUCAGAAACAGGCUGAAAAACUAAUGAAGCAAAUUGGAGUAAAAAAUGUCAAGCUUACUGAAUACGAAAUGAGUAUUGCUGCACAUCUCGUAGACCCACUUAGCAUGCAUGUAACCUGGAAUGAUAUUGCAGGCUUAGAUGAUGUUAUUACAGAUUUGAAAGACACUGUCAUUUUGCCCAUCAAGAAGAAAUACUUGUUUGAGAAUUCCAGGCUCUUACAGCCACCAAAAGGAGUACUCCUCUAUGGCCCUCCUGGUUGUGGCAAAACACUGAUCGCCAAAGCUACGGCAAAGGAAGCAGGUUGUCGAUUUAUUAAUCUACAGCCUUCAACACUGACAGACAAAUGGUAUGGAGAGUCUCAAAAACUGGCUGCUGCUGUCUUCUCCCUUGCUAUAAAGCUCCAACCAUCCAUCAUUUUUAUUGAUGAAAUAGAUUCCUUCUUACGAAGUCGAUCGAGUUCUGACCAUGAAGCUACAGCUAUGAUGAAAGCUCAGUUCAUGAGUCUGUGGGAUGGACUGGACACUGAUUAUAACUGCCAAGUAAUAGUUAUGGGAGCCACCAAUCGUCCUCAGGAUCUUGACUCUGCAAUCAUGAGAAGAAUGCCAACCCGAUUUCACAUCAACCAACCUGCUCUGAAACAAAGGGAAGCUAUCUUGAAGCUGAUUUUGAAAAAUGAAAAUGUGGACAGGCAUGUGGAUCUCCUAGAAGUUGCUAAAGAGACUGGCGGCUUCUCAGGCAGUGAUCUGAAGGAAAUGUGCCGGGAUGCAGCACUCCUCUGUGUCAGGGAAUAUGUUAAUUCUGCCAAUGAGGAAGAAACCCAUGACGAAGAUGAAAUUCGGCCUGUGCAGCAGCAGGAUCUCCACAGGGCAAUUGAGAAGAUGAGAAAAUCAAAGGAUGCCACACUGCAGAAUGUUUUGAUGCAUGUUAGUUUAGAUUAAGACAAAUUGUGUGUUUGCAGUUUCUGAUGUGAUUUAGUUUGACUUCUGUAAUCAGUUAGCAAAAACAAGGUCGGGGGUGGGAGCGGGGAUGUUCCUUGAAUAAGGGAGUUCUGUUUCUGGAAUUGUUUUUAUACAACAAAUUCUAAGUUAUUGAAAUUGUCAUGCACAACUAAAGCAUAACAGUAGAUCAUGAAGUGGAACAAUUAUAGCCCAGACCAAGAGCAACUGCCUGUGUCUUGUCCCAUAAUCAAUACACUGUGUAGCCUUAAAGCAGGUUCUGACGUGGUGCAUGGGUUCAGCAGGUCACCGGUGUGGAGGGGAGACAAUCCAUUACCAGUGUGUGUAUAUAUGUACGAGCGUGUGUGUAUGUAUUAAAUGUAUAUAUCCACACAUUUUUUUAUAUAUAUAGACAUAAUCUGUAGAUAACUUGAGUAUGGAAAAGCUUUUCUACUUACUGAAUCAAACCAAAUCAGAAGACGUAUAGAUUAAAGACUUGUCUAGAUACUCAAUUCACAUUUACUUCUUCCUUUUAGCAGCAAAUGGUGAAGAUAGAAAUUCUGCUUCUAGAAUAACUUCCAGGCAAAAUUUGAAAUGUUACUGAUUUUCCCUUCACAUGACCACUUGAAAUCUGGUGCCAUUUAGUAAAGAUAGUAAACUACUGUAAAAAUG
Messenger RNA from Falco peregrinus (peregrine falcon), 1917 nucleotides. It is a transcript of the gene ATAD1, whose product is annotated as ATPase family AAA domain containing 1. Gene Ontology annotation, cellular component: mitochondrial outer membrane. The coding region runs from base 160 to 1248 and encodes 362 amino acids. NCBI's taxonomy places the organism in Eukaryota, Metazoa, Chordata, Aves, Falconiformes, Falconidae. The record is from RefSeq and is a predicted model, not a curated record. The transcript is spliced from 10 exons. Gene Ontology annotation, molecular function: ATP binding; ATP hydrolysis activity.